This is a messenger RNA of Paramecium sonneborni, 696 nucleotides long. The record is from the annotation of a GenBank genome assembly. Lineage: Eukaryota; Ciliophora; Oligohymenophorea; Peniculida; Parameciidae.
AUGAAUACUCUCUAAAGUUUAAAAAACUAUUUGGUAAAAGCAAUGAUAGUAAAAAACAAUAGAGCGAAUCAGGGAUAGCUAAAAACUUUUUAAAUCUCAUCAAAAAGUAAAGCAACAGUCAAUAAGUUUAUCUCAAAUCUUUUUAGAAACUCAUACAUUAUUCCUUAAAAGUUUUAGUCAUAACUCUAAGAUGAGUAUAAUUGUGUUUAACAUGAAAUUAUUAAACAUAUCUAAAUACACGUCCUUUUCAAAAUUUCUAUCAUGUAUUUUUUUAACUCUUAUCAUUUUAGAUUCAAUAGAUAGUCCUUAAUUUAUUAAGAUAUUUCAACCAGGAAGUUAAUUACUUAUAUAUUUGGAUUUAUUAGACUUAUUAUUAAUAUGAUUUCUUUAUGGUUGAAUAUAUAACAGAUCGACAAUUUCAUUUGGAGAAAUAAUUAAACCAGAAGUUAGAUUAUAAAAUAUUAUUUAUUAAGAUAUAAUUAGUUUUAUAAUUUGGAUUAUUCUAUAAAAUAAACCAAAGGAGAGUUUAAAUUAGAAAUACUUUAAAUAGUAUAAAUAAUUGUUACAACAAAGAAAGUCAUAAUAAAUUUUGAUAAAUUUUUUGAAUCUCUAUAUUCUAAAGGAGAAUUCUCAAACUUGAUUGACCUAUUUUCUUUAGUUAUUACUAUAUUCUUUUUUGCUCAUAUAACAGCAUGA